AAAGCAGCAAACUGAAAUGAUCAUCCCCACCCACCCUCCACCCUUCCCACCACCACUUCCUCCUCUUUUUUCCCUUCUCAAAUAAAUUUUCUAAAUUUCCGUUUUUCGAAUUAUCCGCCCCAUGAAGUAAGUAAGAAAUUUGCUUUUAUCUGUCUGAACCACCAGAAGAGGACAAGCGCUAAACGCCUCAUGAAUCCGACGGAUUCAAUAAAAAUUCUCUUGGCCGCCAGCGGCGGAGACACCGUCAAGCUCUUUGACGUCUCGGUGGAGCCUCGAGAUCCCUGCAUUCUCAGCUAUGCUCCUUCUUCAGGCUUCCAGGUCAACUCUAUCAAGUGGAACCACACCAAUUUGGUGGUGGCCAGUGCUGGAGAUGAUAAGAAAAUUUCUCUGUAUAGAAAAAAUGGGCAGAACUUGGGGACUAUUCCACUGGCAGGUACCGAUAGUGGCGACAAUAUUGAGGAGAGCAUAUCCGCCAUAAAUUUUAGCAAUAAAGCUUCUAGAUAUAUUUGUUCUGGAGGCAGUGGUCAAGUUGUUAGAAUAUGGGAUUUGCAGCGCAAACGUUGCAUCAAAUGGUUGAAAGGUCAUUCUGAUACCAUAACUGGUGUAAUCUACAACUGUAAAGAUGAGCACUUAGCUUCUAUAAGUCUUAAUGGUGAUCUUAUGCUUCACAAUCUUGCUUCUGGUGCAAAGGCUGCUGAACUAAAGGAUCCAAAUGAACAGGUUCUGAGAGUGCUUGAUUAUUCUAGGAUAAGCAGGCACCUUUUGGUUACAGCUGGUGAUGAUGGGUCUAUCCACCUCUGGGAUACCACUGGUCGCAGUCCCAAGGUCUCCUGGUUAAAGCAACAUUCUGCACCUACUUCUGGUGUCAGUUUCUCACCAUCAAAUGAUAAGAUAAUUGCUACUGUUGGUUUGGAUAAGAAGUUGUAUGUAUUUGACUCGGGUUCUAGGAGACCUUCAUUUUGCAUUCCCUACGAGGCACCUUAUUCUUCCCUGUCAUUCACUGAUGAUGGAUUAACACUGGCAGCUGGAACAAGCAAUGGCAGGGUAGUCUUUUAUGACGUUCGUGGAAAACCACAACCUUUGACAGUUCUUCGUGCUUAUGGCAAUUCAGAGCAGGCUGUCACAAGUCUAUGUUGGCAAAGAUCAAAACCUGUAAUUGUAAAUGAAAGCAACUGCACUACUGAAUCUGCACUUCUGGGGGGUGCUGUUGAGGACUCAAUUCUUAUGCCCGAUCCACUUCCUUCUGCAUCUACAGGAACUUCAGUCUCAACCACAGCUUCAGUGCCUCGAAAUUCUGGUCGUUUGGGUACUUUAACAGACUCAUUUUCCUUUCUGUCGGGCAGUGGUGCAUCUACAUCAAGUACACCUGAUAUAUCCACAGCAGACGAAACACCGCUCAGAAGCAGCUUAUGGACAGGGGGAAAUUUGGCAAGAUUACAUGCACCUCGUAGUUAUAAUAUCAAGGAUGAUAUGGAGGUCUUUUCUCCGCUUGUGGAAGUACAGCCUAUUACUCCUUCACUUGAUAAAUUCUGGGACGAAAAUGAGGGUAUGAAAAAGGAUCGUGAUAAGAAACCAUCUUUGGUCUUUCCAUCUUCGAAGAGAUUCCCUUUUUGUGAGGAUGGAGGUAGUGAUAUGCAUCCAAUAUCUGACUGGAAAUCUUCUUCAAUUUCCAAGCAGGAUGAUGCCUAUUCCACCUUCGCUCAGUUUGCGUCUACCCCUACUGCAUCUUCCAGGAGUACUGAUGCUUCAUCAAUUACUCCUCCAGAAGCUUGGGGUGGUGAGAAGAUUUCAGAUAAACUCAGUCAACUCCGUCAAUCAGUUAAUAUGCCUUCACGUUUUGCAACACUGAAUUCUAGCAAUGUGACAUCAGGAUCAAUGUUUUCUGGAUUACAAGAUGUUACUUUAACCACAAGCCAGACUAUGGGCUCUUUAAUAAGCUCGAGUCUAGGCUUGGCAAACUUGCGUGUUAGAGAAACCUCCACUCAAGAGGCUUCAUUUGGAUCUUCUGAACAUGUUUCCUAUACUUCAUCGUCUCUUACUCAAGCUAUGAGAAGCAGUAUAAGUCAGGCUAGCCUUGAUUCUCUUGGUCCUUCAUUGUCCCUUCCACGAAGGUUUUCUAGUUAUGCCGAAAGGAUAAGCACUGCUCCAUCAUUUACAGAUGGAACAUCUCUUUCAGUGGGUUCUCCAAAAACCAAGAAAACAGGAGCUGAAACAAGGGAAGAGCUUGUGAAUAGCUGGUUGGCGAGGUCUGACAAAUUAUCGACGUCAGAAGCUGGGGUUCUUCCGGCCAUGAAUGGUGGGGUUUUGCAAUCAUUGAGGCCGACAGUGCAGCCGGACUCACAGCAGGGAAGUUCAUUUACGCUGCAGCUGUUUCAACGUACCCUUGAAGAGACUCUUUCUUCGUUUCAGAAAUCCAUUCAUGAAGAUAUGAGGAAUCUUCAUAUAGAAAUUUUAAGACAAUUUCAUAUGCAGGAGGUGGAAACAUCAAGUGUGAUGAGGUUGAUCCUGGAAAACCAGGCAGAGCUUAUGAAAGAAGUUCAAUCACUUAGGAAGGAAACACAGCAACUUCGGCAAUUAUUAUGAUCACCAGAAAACUUCUUUUUGGUCAUUUCUGGUGAAAAUAUCUUGACUCGCUGCCGUUGUAAGUGACUUUAUUCGGUUUUCACAUGUGGCAAUGUUGUCUUAAUAGUAGGAAUAGGAUUUUUACGUAGACGGUCAGGUAUUAUUGUGGGUUUUUUCGUUGGGCCAAGGCCUUGUGAAUUGUAAUGGGGUUACGGGUUGUACGGUGGGAUUUGUUGGGGAAAAGAUUUACUUGGGAAGAGCUCCCAAGAGUAAAUGGCAAUUUACUCGCUUUCGACGUGUA
Molecule: messenger RNA, 2863 nt
Organism: Coffea eugenioides
Lineage: Eukaryota; Viridiplantae; Streptophyta; Magnoliopsida; Gentianales; Rubiaceae
Product: protein NEDD1
Exons: 10
Coding region: 190-2583 (797 amino acids)
Biological process (GO): regulation of phragmoplast microtubule organization; cell plate assembly; regulation of microtubule nucleation
Cellular component (GO): kinetochore microtubule
Molecular function (GO): gamma-tubulin complex binding; protein binding
Source: RefSeq, a predicted model, not a curated record